This is a messenger RNA of Schistocerca cancellata (South American locust), 1664 nucleotides long. RefSeq names its product E3 ubiquitin-protein ligase RMND5A (gene Sou). Lineage: Eukaryota; Metazoa; Arthropoda; Insecta; Orthoptera; Acrididae. The coding region runs from base 100 to 1278 and encodes 392 amino acids. Gene Ontology annotation, biological process: proteasome-mediated ubiquitin-dependent protein catabolic process. The transcript has 9 exons. Gene Ontology annotation, cellular component: nucleus; cytoplasm; GID complex. Gene Ontology annotation, molecular function: protein binding; ubiquitin protein ligase activity. The record is from RefSeq and is a predicted model, not a curated record.
UCCAAAGAUGUAAUACCUAUGUGUCCUCGGUAGCUUUGUUUUGUCGAAUGUUUUUAUUUAUCUUAGCUUAGUUGCAGAAAACAAGUUGAGUAUUUGACAAUGGAUGCAUGUAAUGCGGUUGAAAGAGAAGUUGACAAAGUAUUAUCGAAGUUUGGAGGAAUCAGUGAGCAUGCUGAUCGUGUUUUGAGAGAAAUAACAGACAACUUAGAAGACCUAAAGAAAGAGUUUGCUGAAGGACCCGUAGAUUAUGAAUUGACAACUGCGCAAAUUGUCAUUCUAAAGCAAACUCUGGAUAAAGUCCGAGAAACAGUUCAGCGACUGGCUUCGGAUCACCGCGAUCUGCACAGCACCGUCUCGAAAGUAGGGAAAGCAAUUGACAGAAACUUUGUUUCUGAUUUUGCUUCAACAAGCAGAGAUGAUGUGUUUAGCGGAUCGGAUAAAGUGCAGUUGUUAAAUCAAGUAAUUUGUCAGCAUUUCUAUCGACAAGGAAUGCUAGACAUUGCUGAAGAGCUGGCUAAGGAAGCUGGCUUAAAAGCUGAAGAUGGAGGCAAAGAACCAUUUUCAGAAUUGAACAGAAUAUUAGAUUCUUUAAAAGGUCAGGAUCUUCAACCUGCUUUAGAAUGGGCCCAAGCGCAUAGAGAAAGUUUGGAUGCACAGAAUUCAUCAUUGGAAUUCAAGUUACAUCGCCUCCGGUUUAUUGAUUUAAUCCAGAGGGGUCCAGGUGGACAGAAAGAUGCUAUACGAUAUGCAAGAACUCAUUUCCAACAAUUUGUAAAUCGACAUGAAAAAGAAAUCCAAAGCUUAAUGGGAAUGCUUCUGUAUCUGCCUCAUGGUAUUGAUAAAUCUCCAUAUAGCCAUCUGUUAGACCCAAAUAUGUGGGUCGAAAUAGCAGAUGUUUUCACAAGAGAUGCGUGUUCCCUGCUUGGUUUAAGUGUUGAUAGCCCUUUGACAGUAUGUGUGAAUGCUGGAUGUACAGCACUGCCAGCUCUACUCAACAUAAAGCAAGUUAUGCAGCAGAGACAGGUCACUGGGAUUUGGAAUGGAAAAGAUGAAUUACCUAUAGAGAUAGACUUGGGGCAAGAGAGUCGAUACCAUUCUGUGUUUGCAUGCCCUAUCCUAAGGCAACAGAGUACAGAAUCAAAUCCACCAAUGAGACUGAUAUGUGGACAUGUUAUUUCUCGUGAUGCCCUCAACAAGCUCAGCAAUGGAAACAAAUUGAAGUGUCCAUACUGUCCAGUGGAGCAGAAUCCGUCUGAUGCUCGACUUAUAUACUUUUAGAUAUUUUUGUGUGCAGUGCAUUGCAGCUGCAGAGUUUUGUAUCCCUUCUGAAGUGCAGUGCUGUUCAGAACAGCUUUGUAUUUUAUCAAGACAAAAAUAAGAACAAGUAACUGAUAUGUUCAAAUGUAGAUUUUAUAUUUUAACGCUGCACUGAUUAUUGUUUCUGAAAAUGUGAAUGUAGUGUAUGUAUAAUGUAAAUAAUAGAAAUGCAUAUAAUUUAUAUUUGUCCAAACAUUAGUGUUGUGCAAUUGUGAAACCAAGCUAUCAUUGGACUUGGCAGUACCUCUUACUUCCUGUGAUAUGGAAUGUCAUAGUGUGAAAGGAAAUAAGCAAAAAAAAGGGAAAAAUAUAAAAAAAAAUUGUGUGAAAAGAUUGAUUUACUGAAC